Molecule: messenger RNA, 3527 nt
Organism: Hibiscus syriacus
Lineage: Eukaryota; Viridiplantae; Streptophyta; Magnoliopsida; Malvales; Malvaceae
Product: phosphoglucan, water dikinase, chloroplastic-like
Exons: 19
Coding region: 1-3477 (1158 amino acids)
Biological process (GO): phosphorylation
Molecular function (GO): ATP binding; kinase activity; starch binding
Source: RefSeq, a predicted model, not a curated record
AUGGAUUCCAUUUCUCUACGCUCGUUCUAUUCCCAGUUUUCAGUUCGUAAGCAACUCGGAUUCCUCCCAAACACCGCUAUUUUCCGUUCAAGGAUUCGUUUUCCUUUUCGUUUCCCACCGAGAAGCUACUGCCGCCAUUAUCAUUAUAAACCUCUCGUUUCUGCCGUCUCCGCCACUUCCACUAGAGAAGCGGAAAAGAAGAAGGCGAAAUCGGCUGCUCCCGGAAAAGCACUUGUCAAUAUUUGUUUAGAUCAUCAAGUUCAAUUCGGCGAGCAUGUAAUGGUUGCCGGGUCGGCGAAAGAAUUGGGGUCCUGGAAGAAACAGGUGCCUAUGAGCUGGUCCGCGAUCGGAUGGGCAAGCGACUUCGAGCUCGAUGCCGGUCAGUCGGCCGAGUUCAAAUUUGUGAUUGUUGGGAAGGAUAAGACUGUAGUAUGGGAAACUGGGGAUAACCGUGUUCUCAAAGUGCCUGAAGGAGGGAGUUUCGGGAUAAUUUGUCACUGGAACUCAACAAAGGAACCAAUGAAACUAUUGCCUUUAGAUUUGGAAAAAUAUCGAGACAGAGCGGAGGUUGUUGGCCGUACUACUGCUGCCGAUGUCGAAACGAGUCCUUUUGUUGGACAAUGGCAGGGGAGGGAGCAUCACCAUAGAGAAGUUGAGAGGAAAUGGAAUACAACCGGUCUUAAAGGGUUGCCUCUUAAACUAGUUGAAGGAGAUAAAAAUGCAAGGAACUGGUGGAGAAAGCUCGAAGUGGUUCGUGGGCUAUUACUUGAAAGUUUGGAAAUAGGGGAACUGUUGGAGGCUCUAAUAUGCUCUGCUGUCUAUCUUAAGUGGAUAAAUACUGGCCAAAUUCCUUGUUUCGAAGAUGGGGGUCAUCACCGGCCGAACAGACAUGCCGAGAUUUCCAGGGAUAUAUUUCGCGAAUUAGAGCAAAUCUCUUGUUGGAAAGACACUUCACCUCAGGAAGUGCUUGUUAUUCGCAAGAUCCAUCCUUGUUUGCCGUCUUUUAAAGCAGAAUUUACAGCAGCUGUCCCCCUGACUCGGAUUAGAGACAUUGCUCAUCGGGGUGAUAUUCCUCAAGAUCUCAAGCAAGAAAUUAAGCAUUCAAUACAGAACAAGCUUCAUCGAAAUGCUGGCCCUGAAGAUUUAGUUGCGACAGAAGCAAUGCUUGCAAGAAUCACCAAGAAUCCUGGAGAAUACAGUGAAGGGUUUGUGGAGCAAUUCAAGAUAUUCCAUCGGGAACUCAAAGAUUUUUUCAAUGCAGGAAGCCUCACUGAACAACUUGAGUCGCUUAGAGAAUCACUGGAUGAGCGAGGCAUAUCAGCUUUUGACGCGUUCCUAGUAUGCAAAAAGAUUACGGAUGCUGCGAAAGAGGCAAGUAGUGAACUGGAUUUAAUCAAGGCAAUGCUUUCGCUGAAUGCUUUGAGACAAGUGAUCAUAAAGGGUCUCGAAAGUUGUCUUAAAAACAAUGCUCCCGAAGCAGCCAUAGCAAUGCGUCAAAAGUGGCGGCUUUGUGAGAUCGGCCUCGAGGACUAUUCCUUUUUGCUCUUAAGCAGGCUACACACUACACAUGAAGCUAUGGGAGGAGCCAAUUGGCUUGCAGAUAAUAUGGGUACAAAGAGAAUAGGCUCUUGGAAUAACCCGCUUACAUCCCUAAUUCUCAGUGUUCAUCAGCUUGGUUUAUCUGGUUGGAAACCCGAAGAAUGUGCUGCUAUUGGAAGUGAGCUCACUGCAUGGCAAGAGAGAGGGCUCCUUGAGAAAGAAGGAAGCGAAGAUGGAAAAAGAAUCUGGGCAUUAAGACUCAAAGCUACACUCGACAGGACAAGGAGGUUAACCGAGGAAUAUUCGGAAGCACUUCUUCAAAUAUUCCCUCAAAAAGUUCAGAUGCUUGGUAAAGCUCUUGGAAUUCCGGAGAACAGCAUAAGGACAUAUACUGAAGCUGAGAUUCGAGCUGGGGUAAUUUUUCAGGUUUCAAAACUAUGUACUCUUCUUCUAAAAGCAGUGAGAAUAGGAUUGGGUUCUCAAGGUUGGGAUGUACUUGUUCCAGGAUCCGUUUCUGGAACAUUGGUUCAGGUUGAGUCCAUUGUCCCUGGAUCACUGCCAUCAUCUUUGGAAGGACCUGUUAUUCUCGUGGUCAAUAGAGCCGAUGGAGAUGAGGAGGUAUCAACUGCUGGACUCAACAUUACCGGAGUUGUACUUCUUCAGGAAUUGCCUCACUUGUCUCAUCUUGGUGUUAGGGCCCGACAAGAAAAGGUUGUCUUUGUUACAUGUGAAGAUGACGAAAAAGUUUCUGAUAUACAAAAGCAUGCAGGAAAAUACAUGAGCCUUGAAGCAUCAUCUAGCGGCGUGAACCUAACUCCAUCUUCAAACGAUCGUGAUGCUGUUUCUGUUAAAAAGAAUCUUUCAAUGAAUGCUUCAUUUGCUGCCAAGGUGGUGGCUGUUAAAGCCCCGGCCUUUAAUAAGGAUUGUGCUUCCUUGGGAGUUAUACCACUUGCCAAAGCAGAUGAACUAACUUCGGGAGCAAAGGCAGCUGCCUGUGGCCGUUUAGCUUCCUUGGCAACAGAGUUCAAUAAGGUCCACAGUGAUAACAGUGUGCCGGCCUCAUUCCUUGUUCCUGCCGGAGUAGUUAUACCAUUUGGUUCGAUGGACUUGGCUUUAGAGAAAAACAGAUUGAUGAAAAAAUUCAAGUCUCUUCUAGGACAGAUAGAAACAGAAGGAGUCGAGAACGAUGCACUCGACAAAGUAUGCCAACAACUUCAGCAACUGGUCUCUUCACUUGAGCUUUCUGAUGACAUAAUUGAUAGCAUCAGGAGCAUGUUUCCUGAUGAUGAACGCUUAAUUGUUCGUUCAAGUGCAAAUGUUGAGGAUUUGGAAGGGAUGUCAGCUGCUGGACUGUACGAAUCAAUCCCGAAUGUCAGUCCAUCAAAUCCAACAAUAUUUUCCAAUGCUGUUAGUCGAGUAUGGGCCUCACUCUAUACUCGAAGAGCAGUACUAAGCCGCCGAGCUUUUGGUAUAUCGCAGAAAGAUGCUACAAUGGCAAUACUGGUCCAAGAAAUGCUUUCACCGGAUCUUUCAUUCGUUCUCCACACACUCAGCCCAGCUGAUCAUGACCAAAAUUAUGUAGCAGCUGAGAUUGCGCCGGGCUUUGGUGAAACCCUUGUUUCGGGAACUCGCGGGACACCCUGGCGUGUAUCAUUAGGGAAGUUUGACGGGACUGUCCGGACACUAGCAUUUGCAAAUUUCAGUGAGGAGAUUGAGAUAUCCAGUACAGACCCUGCUGAUGGGGAAGUUCUCCAUUUGCCAGUAGACUACAGCAAAAAACCGUUUACAGUUGAUCCGAAAUACCGUCAGCAGCUUAGUCAGCGUCUCGGUGCCAUCGGUUAUUUCCUGGAGCAGAAGUUUGUCUGCCCCCAAGACGUCGAAGGAUGCGUUCUCGGUGAAGAUAUUUACGUGGUUCAGGCACGCCCUCAACCCCUGUAAUGGCUUCUAGCUUAUCAUGCAUCCAAUAAGAUUGCCAUCAACAUCGAAAA